AUGAUGGAACUGGUUAAAUGUUUUGUUGUAGAGGAGCGAAAUGACGCUAAGUUACAACUUUCUCGAGAACAGAAUGCCAGAGUAUUACAAGAUGGAAUUCUAAAGAAUCACCUUUGCAAACAAAAGGAGAUUGAAGUGGGUAAUAACAGAAUGAAUUCUGGGAUUUCUAAUAGUCAUAAAGAAGAAAAAGAUCUGUUGCCUAAAACCCACAUGUGGCAGGAUGAAAUUGCCAUGCUAAGACUGGAAAUAGACACAAUAAACAGUAAGAACCAGGAAAUGGAAAAGAAAUAUUGUGAAGACAUUGAAAUUAUAAAAGAAAAUGUCAGUCUUCUAAAGGCCAUAAAACUGAAUGAGGAAACAUUAACAAAAACAAUAUUAGAAUAUAGUGGACAGAUUGAUGCUCUGACCACUGAGAAUACAAUGCUAAAGUCUAAACUGGAGAAUGAAAAGCAAAACAAAGAAAGACUGGACACACAAGUUGAAUCAUAUCGAGCUAGACUAGCUACUGCUCUAGAGGAUUAUGAUCAAAGUCAGGCGUCAAAAAGAGACCUAGAACUUGCUUUCUGGAGAGCAAAAGAUGAAUGGUUUUGUCUGCAGGACAAACUGAAUUUUGAUGUGUCUAACCUAAAAGAAAAUAAUGAGCUUCUUUCUCAAAACCUUUCUAAAGCUGAAAGUGAAUUCAAUACUUUAGAAAUUGAGCUCCAUCACACAAGAGAUGCUCUCAGGGAAAAGACUUUGGUUCUAGAAUGUGUACAGAGAGACCUAAGUCAAACACAGUGUCAGAAAAAGGAAAUGGAACACAUGUAUCAAAAUGAACAAGAUCAAGUGAAUAAAUACAUUGGAAAGCAGGAAUCCUUAGUGGAGAGAUUAUCUCAACUACAAAGUGAAAAUAUGUUGCUUCAACAGCAUCUAGAUGAUGCUCACAACAAAGCUGCCAGUAAAGAACAUGUAGUAAUUAAUAUCCAAGACCAGUUUCAGGGUAUCAUAAAAAAACUUCAAGCUGAAAGUGAAAAACAAGGUCUUUUGCUGGAAGCAAGCAAUAGAGAGUUAAUCAAUGAAUGCAAUCUUUUAAAAGAAAGAAUGUAUCAGUAUGAAAAGGAGAAAGUAGAAAGAGAAGUAGCUGUGAGACACCUUCAACUAGAACUGGCUGAUGCCCUAAAAAAACAAUCUAUGUCAGAGGCUUCGCUGGAGGUUACAUCACGUUGCCGUAUUAAUUUAGAAGAUGAGACACAGGAUUUGAGGAAGAAAUUAGGUCAAAUCAGAAGUCAGUUGCAAGAAGCACAAGAUCGACAUGCAGAGGCUGUAAGAUGUAUUGAGACGUCGAAAGAUCACGUGCAAAAGCUUGAAGUUGAAAAUGCCAAGUUAAAAGUUACAGUCAAAAAACAAGCGUGCAAAAUUGAACAACUUCAGGAAAACCUGUUAAGUACAAGUUUGGUAAUGGUUUUUGAGUGUGUGGUUGAGAAUAUUGUCUAUGAGGAACGAGAAGGAAGAUCAAAAAGUAGAGAUGACCUCAGUAAAGGGGUCAAGGCUGGAAAUGUAGAUUAG
Messenger RNA from Mirounga angustirostris (Northern elephant seal), 1545 nucleotides. Its product is annotated as ankyrin repeat domain-containing protein 26-like. Lineage: Eukaryota; Metazoa; Chordata; Mammalia; Carnivora; Phocidae. The transcript has 7 exons. Bases 1 to 1545 code for a protein of 514 amino acids. The record is from RefSeq and is a predicted model, not a curated record.